Molecule: messenger RNA, 489 nt
Organism: Cryphonectria parasitica EP155
Lineage: Eukaryota; Fungi; Ascomycota; Sordariomycetes; Diaporthales; Cryphonectriaceae
Exons: 2
Coding region: 1-489 (162 amino acids)
Source: RefSeq, a predicted model, not a curated record
AUGGGCGGUGCCAUCUUCUUUCCCACGGGCUUCGUGGCCGUCAUAUUGAGCCUCGUCAGCGGCUACGCCCUGACUCAGUCCCUCACCUCGAUCGCAAACAUCAAAAAGUACGAAGAAAAGGCAGAGAAGGCGGCGGAGUGGAGCGGUACUGCUGAGAAGCGACUCUGGGACACGCGGUACACCAUUGGAACUGGUUUCGUCUCUUGUCUGGUGUCCCUCUCCACGGCGGUGGCGUACUGUAUCUUUGUCCCAGGCGGCAGCGGUGUGCUGGCUGCUCCCUGGCGGACCCUCUGGCCGGCCCUGCUGGGUGUUGUCCUCCGCUUUGGGUCGGCCAAGUACAUGCAGGAUUUCUGGGCGACGAAGGCCAAGAUGCCGAUGCUGGACCAGUACAAUGCUGCCAUCUCCCAAAGCAUGGACGUCAUUGGCUUUCUGGAUGUGCUCUCGGUGGGAUGGGGGAUUAUGGCGGUGUUGAAGUUGCUGAGGCUAUGA